AUGAAGUCUACCAACAUACUCUUGGAUGCAAAAUACAGAGCAAAAGUUGCUGACUUCGGAACUUCAAGAUCAGUUGCCAUUGACCAAACUCACCUCACCACACUUGUACACGGCACAUUUGGUUACUUGGACCCCGAAUACUUUCAAUCAAGCCAAUUUACAGAGAAAAGUGAUGUGUAUAGCUUUGGAGUUGUCCUUGUUGAGCUCUUGACAGGACAAAAACCAAUUUCUUUUAGAAGGUCACAAGAAGAAGGCAAAAGUCUUGCCACAUACUUCAUCAUUUCGAUGCAGUUAGAUCGCCUGUUUGAAAUUCUUGAUGCUCAAGUUGUAAAAGGAGGGUCUAAAGCAGAUAUCAUCACAGUUGCUAACCUUGCAAGGAGGUGUUUGAAUUUGAGUGGAAGGAAGCGCCCUACAAUGAGAGAGGUCACGGCAGAACUUGAGGGGAUUCAAACGUCAGAAAAAACUUCAAAUGGUGAACAAAAUUAUGAAGAAGUUGAAUAUGUUCGAACUGAAUCAAUUGAGCCUUGGGAUGUCGUUUCAAGCUCAACAGGCACAAGGCCAGGUUUGGAUGGUGGUCCUGCUUCAUCAUUACAUGAAGUUCCACUAUUACCUUUCACGUCACGCUGAACAAUAAUUAAAUAUUUCUUAACUGUAAUAUUCUAAUGC
Prunus dulcis (almond) is the source of this 666-nucleotide messenger RNA. RefSeq names its product wall-associated receptor kinase-like 9. Gene Ontology annotation, biological process: protein phosphorylation; cell surface receptor signaling pathway. Gene Ontology annotation, cellular component: plasma membrane. The transcript has a single exon. The record is from RefSeq and is a predicted model, not a curated record. Lineage: Eukaryota; Viridiplantae; Streptophyta; Magnoliopsida; Rosales; Rosaceae. The coding region runs from base 1 to 627 and encodes 208 amino acids. Gene Ontology annotation, molecular function: ATP binding; protein serine/threonine kinase activity.